Rhinopithecus roxellana (golden snub-nosed monkey) is the source of this 4071-nucleotide messenger RNA. RefSeq names its product natural killer cell cytotoxicity receptor 3 ligand 1 (gene NCR3LG1). The transcript has 4 exons. The coding region runs from base 96 to 1310 and encodes 404 amino acids. The record is from RefSeq and is a predicted model, not a curated record. Lineage: Eukaryota; Metazoa; Chordata; Mammalia; Primates; Cercopithecidae.
CGCGGGCGGGGCUGGUCACGCGCCUGGCUUCCUGCAGUGCGAACCCUGGAAAUCCAGGCGACCUCGCAGUUGCCGAAGGGACCCGAAGAAGUGGGAUGUGCAAAAGCGCCGGCUGGAAAUCCCGGCUGUGUCUCCGUCAACUCUUUACGCAACAGAGGGCUCCCUCGGCCCUUGGUUCUUACCGGGCCGCCUGCUCCCACUCGGCGAAAAAAAUUCCAGAGCGGCUGCCGUGGCGAUGGCGUGGAGGGCUGCCUCCUCCGCGUGCGCGGCGCUCCUGCUUCCGUGGUGAUCUGAAAGUGGAGAUGAUUGCAAGGGGGAUUCAGAUCACACACCGGAAUGACAAUGUUACCAUAUCCUGCAAAGUCAUUUAUUCCCAACCCCUCAACAUCACUUCUAUGGGUAUCACCUGGUUUCAGAAGAGUCUGACGUUAGACAAAGAAGUCAAGGUCUUUGAAUUUUUUGGAGAUCACCAAGAGGCAUUCCGACCUGGAGCCAUUGUGUCUCCAUGGAGGCUGAAGAGUGGGGACGCCUCACUGCAGCUGCCUGGAGUCCAGCUGGAGGAAGCAGGAGAGUACCGAUGUGAGGUGGUUGUCACCCCUCUGAAGGCACAGGGAACAGUUCAACUUGAAGUUGUGGCUUCCCCAGCCAGCAGAUUGUUUCAGGAUCAAGCGGUGGUGAAAGAGAAUGAAGGCAAAUAUAUGUGUGAGUUAAGUGGGUUCUACCCAAAGGAUAUUAAUAUAACAUGGGAGAAGUGGACCCAGAAGUCUCCCCAUCACGUAGUGAUUUCUGAGGACAUCAUCACUGGUCCCACCAUCAAGAAUAUGGAUGGUACAUUUAACAUCACUAGCUGCUUGAAGCUGAACUCCUCUCAGGAAGACCCUGGAACUGUCUACCAAUGUGUGAUAUGGCAUGAGUCCUUGCAUACUUCCUUGAGGAUCAACUUUACCCUGACUGCUCCUCGGCAGAGUCUUUCUGAACCUGAGAAGACAGAUAUCUUUCCCAGUCAUCGGCGGCUUAUUUCAUUAAUUGCUGUUGGAUUCGUUUUAAUUGUUUUGAUUCUUUGGAAAACGGUAAGGGGCUCCAAAGCAAAGUUCAGCCCUGUGUCUUGGGCUAGUAAAAAGCUUUUAGGGCGGCUGCUGCCAACCUUACGAGACUCAAGGGACAGGCCUGCUGGAGAGGACUUUGUCAGUCCCUCUUCACCAUCAGGUGUUGGGAAUAUUGGCUCUGUUCCAAUCCAGUUUCCUUUCACAGAGGACCUAGCUGUCACAUGCCAUCUGACCUUUGUAUGGUGGUUUGUGACUCUGGGGUGAUGUGUUGUAAAGCCUCCCUCUGUUUCUCCAUACUAAGCAAGUAUUAUAUCUCUGUGAAUGAACCAGACUUGAGUGUUCAGACCAGGCCCUGAACUAUGUGUGGGCUGCUUGUUUUUCUCACACAUUUAGAAACUAUGGCUCAGAGAGGGGAAUUCCUCAUACUUUAUCUGAUCAAUAACUUACCAUCAGAUUUCACCAGUUUGACUAAGAAUUUCUAACCCGCACUAGGUAUUUCUAAACUAAAACAUGUUUCUAAACAUUUUUGUCCCUGACUGUGGCCCAAAUAGUAAAUAAAACAGCUCAAGCUGUAGAGGCCCAAGAGACCUGUGAAAAUGUGUUGGUUAAAAUAGUUUUAGAUAAUAAAAGGGCCCUCAAUUAUUUAUGGGCCUAUCAAGGCAAAAUCUGCACAACAGCUAGUACAUCUCAUUAUAAAUACUUUAGGAGAAGUGGAAUAAUCAAUUAAGAAAAAUGGCUCUUUAUCUAAACUUGGCCAUUUAGAUUCACAGGACUUAUUCCUGUUGGAUCUAAGUCAAUGAGAAAACUGGAUAAAAAGUGGUUUUCAAAUGUUUCUUGUGACAUUUGUGACUGUUGUCAUAUUUCUUGCCUUUCUCUGACUCUGAUAUUCAGGUGCCAUUGAGAGAGGAGGAAGGAAGAAACUAGUUAGGCAGGCAGUUAGGGUGGGCCCUCAGUAAAAUUCCUUCAAACAAAAGAACAGCCUGAAAAAUCAAACUGCAGAUAAGGGAACUUGUACAGGGUGGCUUGCCUAAAACAUGCCCAAAGCCACAUAGAUUUAAAAAAGGCUACACAGGAGACUUGCCUAGACAUACCCACAAUCGAAAAUUCCAUCCCCUGACACAUGCACAGUAAGGGAAACAAAGCCACAUGGAGUAACUUGAGCUAAGGGCUUGCAUGCACACUACGAGGAUGGGGUGGAGCUACCAGAAAUGUGUGCCUUAUGCCUUUGUAUUCAGCUGUGAAAUGGCAACCCUCUUUUGGGCCCCCUCUCUGCAGUGGAGAGCUUUCUUCUUUCGCUUAUUAAACUUUCACUUCAACUUCAUCCUUGCGGUCCACGCUCCUUAAUUUUCUUGGUCAUGAGACAAAGAACUUCAGGUGAUGCCUCAGGCAACAAGAGACUGCUACAUGGUGGUGCAUUGACGAGACUAACAUUUUGGUGCAUUGGCUGGGAAACAUUGGAAGGGUGAGUAGGAGCGGACCUCCAAACUCUUUACUUUCAUUUCAGAGGCUUCUUGUCCUCAGAUUUUUUCCUGAAGACUGAACAAAACACUGGGCCAGUUAAAAGCUUUUCGAGUGGCUGCCAACCUUAUGAGACUCAAGGGACAGGUUUGCUGGAGAGGACUUUGUCAGUCCCCCUUCACCCUCAGGUGUUGGAAUGUUGGCUCUGUUCCAAUCCAAUUUCCUUUCACAGAGGACCUAGCUGUCACAUGGGCUAGAAGGAGGCCCUGGGGCAACUGAAGGUUUCUGUUUGAGGCAACUCCUCAGUGUUACCUGAAGGCCCCUGGACUAACUCCAGGCCCCAACAGCCCAUCAGGGUGUUGUCACCAGGACUUCCAGACUUUCCUGCUACAUUUUCUUCCUUGCUUUUCACAGCUACUAUGUCUCCUAUUCCUUAUUUGUAUGCAAUGUUGUGGGUGUUUUUAUAGCCUGGGGAGAUAAUCCUGUUAAGCAAAGUCAGCAAGUGCCUUAGUAACCAGGAAUAUAACUCAAAUAAUUGUUGUUUUUGUGAUUUCCUUGAGACAGGGGGACUUCAAGAUUUCAGCCUAAACCUUUACUUCGGCCCUUUUUCCCCCAGUGAUAGACAUUCAUGGCACUGUAUAGGGGGAUGUUUCACCCCAAGUGAAUAUCCUUUUCUCCUUUGGGUUGUUUUUCCUCCAUGUAAGAGCUCAGCAUUGCCCAGUGAAUUUAAGCCUAGUUUUUUUCUACUGGACAGCAUAUUAUGGGGACAGCCUAUUAAGCCCCAAGCCUGUCUUUCUGACCGCUGCUUGGAAAGAAUUUGUAGUCAGAGUUUUUUUCUAACAUUUCAAACCCUACAGUGCCACCUAGUGGGAUGGGAUUUUUCUCUUGAGAAGCCUUGUCAGCCCUUUGCCCAAAACCUCUAGUUCCCUGAUUCCUUUACCUCUUAUGUCCCUCAUUCAGUGAUCAGGCCCCAUGCCCUAUUUGUAAGCAGAAAAACUCCCCUUUCAACAGCCAGGAGGAAGCCACCCUGGCAAGACAGAUUUUAGCCUCAGUGUUAUCCCCAUCGGAGGGAGAACGGCCAUUCAAUUUUUACAUUCUUUUGAGGCAUCUGUUCUGCACACAGCUACAUUGGCAUCUAAGUGAGAAAGGGAUCUUAUGUUUAGAAAUCAAUUGGUCUCAUUCUCUAGAAAUUCGUAACUUUGCCCAGGUGGUAGUGAGAAGAUGUAAGGAUAGAGUUAAGAUGUUCCCUUCCUUAAAGGGUCUUGCCCAAAUUCAACUACUGCAUAGUCUCUCCCAGGGUUCUAGGGAAUCUCAGGAGCCUUAUGGGCCAAGUAGGUCUAGGAAACCAGCAGGGCAGAGAGCUAGAGCCUUGUGCAGGUGACCGUAAGCUAGCUCCUCCGGAUUCAUGGGUGAAGGUCAUACUUGGAUCCAUGGGCGGCACCUAUAAUGGUCACUAGGAAUCUGAGGAAACAGGAGGAAGAGGAGAAGGGGGACACCCCUUCUAUUUUUCUCUCUGUCCUCAGUCACUUCAGAAAAACAAAGGAGACUAAGGGAAGCCUUUUUUCUC